AUGGAAACAGGAAAAAGAGGAGAGUCCGUUGAAGUAAGGGAGAAGGCUAAUUAUCGAGUUUUUUUUUUUUUUUUUUUUUUUUUUUUUUUUUUAUCACAGUCUUAGUCCUUAAGGCUUUAAAGCUUAACAUUGUGACGUCUUACUUUGUUGCACCCAGUUCAAAUAAUGAGAGCCAUGAUUAGCAAUUAUAGUGUUCGGAAGAGGAAAUUGUCAUAUUUCAAUUGACUGGCAGUCAGAGUUUGACGUUUUAGGAUGAAGAAAUUGCCAUACGUCAAAAGAUAUAAGUCAUUCAAUUUCAUGUUUGAACUUAGAAGUCUUCGAUGCCAAACCUGGCUGUUAUUUUGUUUUACCCUUGUACAAAGGAUUUGACAUAAGUUUUUUUUUUUACAGGUCACAUCUACUUGCAAAAGAUUUGUGCAGUAAUGUAAAGUGAAUAACGUUAUCCACAUCUCUCAGGUAAUGAAAAAAUCAAGCUCUUACCUCAUAGAGUAAACGCGGCUAAUAAUUUCAAUUUUGGAGUUUUGGCAUUUUGACAUGAAUGUCAUGCUGAGCCUAAAUUCUCCAAUGAAUGAAAAGCCUUUUCGAAGAACAGCUAUCUAAUUAUUUCCGUGGCUGGUGGUUUCUUUCAAGUUCUUAGGUUUUAUUUAGUUUUUUCGGUGUUGUGUAAACGCAGAUAGACAAAUGAAUCGUGCCAAAUUAUAUUUUUUUCCGUCAAACUUGGAAUUAUGUAGAUGAUGAAACGGAAGCAACAAGAGUUCCACUGAUUUUUUCUCCACGAACUUUUUUUCUUGAGAACAGUCUCGCGCUUUUUGUUUGGUUUGGAAUCAAUUUUGCUUAAACGCGACGAGCUCUAAAUCGUUGAAACUAAGGCCUCAGCAACAUUUGCAUGGUAGGUCAAUAACCAAUGUCAAACAAUAACAAUAGUGAAGUUAAAGACACAAACUCUCUUUUGGGGGGAAGCAAAGACAUGUUUGACAUAGCUUAAAAGACCUGAUUUUAAGAUAAACAAUGUUAAACUUGAACAAUGGUGAAGUUAAAGACGCUAACUUUUUUUUUCUCAAUAGAUGCAAAGGCAUGUAGGCUAUGAAACGGAUGCAACGAGAGGGGCAGUGAUUUUCUAUCCAGAACUCCUCUGCUUAAUAACAAUCUCGCCCCUUUUUUCUGGUGUGGAAUCAAUUUUGGUUAAACACGACUAGCUUUGAAUCGUAGAAACUUAAACCUCGGCAACAUUUGCAUAGUAUAAAAGUCACUAACCAUUGUCAAACAAUAACUGUGGUGAGGUUAAAGACAUAUUAAUUUUUUGGAGAAGCAAAGACAUAUUUGAGAUAUUUUGGAAUGCCUGAUUUUAAUACAAUGCACUCAAAAUUUAUGCUCUUAGUAGGAAAAGAUAAAACAUGUGCCAAUCGAUACGAUCUGUUGAUAUCUUGAAACUUUGUUUUCAGAUCUGAGCGGUUUCCUUUCUGUCAAGUUUGGAAUCUUCUGUACACCAUGUCUUUGUUUACAUACUCUGAGGCGGCACAAAUCGGUCUUCGCACGGCGUUUUCGCUGAUCGUGGCAGUCAACCUCGUUGGCAAUUCAUCGGUCUGCUUGGUGGUCUGGCGGAACAGACGGAUGAGAACUGCCAUGAACUUCCUGCUUAUCAACCUUGCCUGCGCUGACAUGAUGGUGGCCGUCUUUAUAGCACCACAAUAUAUAUUCCUCCAUACGUUUAACCAUCCGAAUGGCCUCACUGGAGAGUACUUAUGCAAACUAUGCACUGGUGGGAACCUUAUGUGGACAGGGGGAGUGGUGUCGGUUGUAUCGUUAAUUGGAGUUGCGUUUGAAAGGUACUUUGCGGUGCUGUAUCCCCAUGACGAGAACCGUCGUAUUUCGAAAAAAAAACUCAAAUUUAUCAUCCCAGCUUGUUGGUUAUUUUCCAUCUGCUGGAAUCUUCCCUUGUUUCUGCUCGUUAAAUACGACGCGAAUUUAGAUUUCUGCUACGAGGACUGGCCCCCUGGUUGGUACAUGAAUGCUUACAGCUUGGGAUGGCUCAUCAUGAUUGGUAUUCUGCCGGUUACCAUCAUGUCCGUUCUGUACAGCCGAGUUGUUUAUCAGCUUUGGGUGAGAAAAUCACAGCCUGUGGACCUCCCUCAGCUUGCAGUGGUCAGAUCACGCAAGCGUGUCACGAAAAUGGUGUUAUCCGUGACAGUUGUGUGCGCUGUAUGCUGGCUUCCAAACCUCAUUGCCUACGUUCUUGAUUUCUACGGUUUGAAUUCUCACGGUGAUGUAGUACACACGACGACAGUGGUUCUGGUUUCGUUAAACUCGGCUGCCAAUCCAAUUAUCUACUGUUUUCAGAGCAAAGAUUUCAGAAGGCAUAUUAAGGCCCUGUGGCUUUCUCCUCGCUCGAUGCGAUCAGGUGCAACAGUAGGAACUCCAAAAGACACUGCUGCUCUACCUGUAAAUAGGUCGCGAGCGACGCAAUCAUUUGUAAAUUGA
Molecule: messenger RNA, 2478 nt
Organism: Pocillopora meandrina
Lineage: Eukaryota; Metazoa; Cnidaria; Anthozoa; Scleractinia; Pocilloporidae
Source: the annotation of a GenBank genome assembly